Messenger RNA from Oikopleura dioica, 1947 nucleotides. The record is from the annotation of a GenBank genome assembly. Lineage: Eukaryota; Metazoa; Chordata; Appendicularia; Copelata; Oikopleuridae.
AUGGACACGCUGAGCCACUUUCUGCGGCGAUCGUCGCGCAACCGCCGUGCAAUGGCUCUUGGCAACAACAACGCCAGUGUCGAGCGCGUCUUGCAGGAAGCGAGCCUGCUUCAAGAAGCCCCAUCUGCGAUUUCCUCGCCCGUUUCGAGCGUGCCACCGCCGCUGCCCGAUCGGCCACCAGCGACGCAACCUUCGCGACUGCGAACUUCAGCCCUUCGUCGCCGUGCCACCUUCAGAACUGAAAACGGCGAUCAACGUCUUACACUACGAGAUCGACGACACUUUCUUCGAACACUCGAGUCUCAGCGCUCCAGAUCGAAUCUUUUGGCAACAAAAAGUCAUCUCUCUUCUUCUGUGAAGCAGACAUCGCGCCUGUUCGAUAUUUGGAGCGAAAUAAUCAAAGGUGUCCAGGGCAGACAUGGCAGCUUCGUUGCGUCUUAUUUUUACUUUCUGAAGUCGCUCCUUCAAUUCUACGCUCUCCCUUCCUUUCUAUGUAUAUUGUUUAUAUAUUCGCCUUACAGACGCCACGAAAAUCUAACUGACGAACUCAAUAAUGCGACAUCAAAGAAGUUUCAUUUAAAAGACCUUGUCACUGGCGAAGGAUGGUUUCUCAACUCAGGUCUAUAUUUUGGCUCAUAUCCCACCGAUUCUGCUCUUUCGUCCUAUAGCAUUCCGACGGCGUAUGCAACAACCAUUUUGGUUAUUUUUUGUAUUUCAGCAGUUCGCAUCUUCAAUCAAGGGAGACGUCAUUUUUCCCUAGCUGUCCACUAUCAAAUGAUGUCUCAAAAUGGAAUCUCCAAACUUCUUCUUUCUGGGUGGGAUUACUCGAUCGUGGACCCUCACAUGGCGAAUCUCCAGAAACGUUCGAAUGCACUCUUCAUCAAAGAAAAGCUUGCAAAGGACUCAAGAGCUACUUCGUCGGUAGUGAUUAUGUGGACAAAGUCUGCAUUCAUCUGGAUUCUUUGUUUGACCCUUGUUUUCGCUUCAUGCGUCAUGAUUGUAAUUAUCGGUCGGAGACAUUAUGACGACUUCUUAUACGCCUGCAAAUACUGGUAUCGGCCGUGUCCUGAAACAGAGAAGAUUCCGCUUAUUAUUCCCGCUCUCACAUCGUUACUUUCAUGUCUUCUUACUCGCCUAUUCGUGGUGCUUGGAGAAAUGGAGCAUUUCAACAAUGAACACAGAAUAAUCUUAACGAUCACUAGAAUCCUAGUCAUGCGAUUCGCACUGUUGACGUCGCUUAUUUACGAACUGAGCGAACGAUCUCAGAAUGAAGACUGCUGGGAAGAUGUGAUAGCACACGAACUCUACAAGUUCUUUUUCUUCGACACGAUGUGCUCGUUCUUGAUCAACACAAUUUUCUGCGAGUGUCUAGUGUCACUAGUUCGAAAAGGAUGCUCAAUGAGACCUCCUGUUUUCGACGUCAUUUCGAAUGGAAUCGAAAUAGUCUUUGGCUGUUCUAUUACGUUUCUAGGAUUAUAUUUUUGUCCGCUCCUUCUUCUUGGGGCCGUUGGGCGCGUGUUUAUCACAUUUUAUGUAAAGAUCUUGGUUGUCAGAUACGUUAGCGAUGAGCCCCACGAUGUUAUCACCCUUGGCGCGAUCUCAACGAUGACCACUGUUUCCGAGACGCUGUCCUUUUGCUACUCAAUAAUCCUCAUGAUUGCUGUUGUCCUCCCGAAAAACACCUCGAACUCUUGUGGCCCGUUUAGAAAUCUCGAAUAUCCAUUGCAAAUAUUUUCCUCUUUGGCGAACAAUGCGGCUCACAUACGCCAAGCAUUCGACAAAACUGUUAGCAUCCUGACUUCAUCUGUCCUUCUCAGUCUCCUAAUUCUAUCGUUGUUUGGACUUAUCCUAGUCGUACACACAAGAAUUCGCGGUCAAAAUCGCGAAGUUCAUCGGCUCAAGAAAAUGCUUAAGAAACGAGGGUACACAACGCAGCUCCGCAGUUAA